AAAAAAAAAAAAAGGAGAGACCGUUCGGAGACGCGCUGGGAAUAGUGAGUGGGAGUUGAAGAAAGAUAAGUCCAUCUCCGGUCUCCCUGAUCUGGUUAUGACACGUCACCCAGUCUCUCGCCACAAACAGAAAUCCAGGAACCCAGAAGCAGAGGAAAGCCUUCCUUCCAAACCAAAAACGCUCCCUCAGUGCUUUCGCCGACCGUCGCCCGCCGCCGCCUAUGGUUGGGCCUUGACCGGAAUCCCGCCCGUACGGACAAACCAAUCAUGGCAGUUUCCCUCAAUUCAGUCAUUGGGUUCAACUCCACGCUGUUUAAUGGGUUGUUCUUGUUGAAGCUGCAAGCCAAGCACCGACAGCAUUACUCACAAUCCCCUGCCGUGUCUUUGCCCGCAUUGUCGCACUCACUCGCACCAUUUCGCUCCACCUCGAAGCCACAACGUUUGAUUCCAUCAGUUGCAGAUAGCGAUCGAGUUGCCACGGACACCAGCCAACUCAAUGAUCCAGUCCCCAAUAAUGAGCAAUUGAAAGCCUCCUCCUCUGAAGAAGUUCAACCUCCAAAGCCAGCACCAGUACCACAACCAAGGCCCAAAAGAUCAUCACCACUAACAGCCAGGGAGAGAUUGAAGGCUGCCCGGGUCCUCAGCCGGUACCCGGAAUCGAAAACAACCAACCCAGACAUGGGGAAGAAAGUGCUUGAUGCUUUGAGGGAGAGUGAUAAGGGCAAGAAGAGGUCUAGACUCCCUGAAGCACCAACGAACAUGUUGGAUGAUGCUAAAAGAGGGAUGCCGAAUCCAGGGUGGACGUUUGACUUCCCGGGGGGUAAUGAUCUGCUGGUAAUUGCCUUCUCGUUUGUGUUCAUCAGCACUGUCAUGUUUGCUACCACUUUCGUCGUCUGGAAAGUUGGUGCCAUUCACUUCAACGAGUUUUGAAUUAUUUAGUUGUAGUUUCAGGUGCUGUAG
Linum tenue is the source of this 960-nucleotide messenger RNA. NCBI's taxonomy places the organism in Eukaryota, Viridiplantae, Streptophyta, Magnoliopsida, Malpighiales, Linaceae. The record is from the annotation of a GenBank genome assembly.